AUGGUAUUAGUGUCUCUCCGUGGGGUCGGGGCUCCUCGAGAGGUGCUGUCCAGUGUGGUGGACGACGUCGGUCAGGCCGUGAACAGAAACGUCAGUGGAGCUCAGCUGCUGCACGAACUGCUGAGUGCUCCGUGGCUGCACGCCCUCCUGCAGAUGUACGAGUGCCUGCUGCAGUUUCAGAGGUUGAUGCCCAGCCCGUUCCUGCCUUAUGCCUCAGGACUUUCACAUGAGAUCAUGACGGUCAUACAGAAGGUCCACCAUCCCUCAGCUGAAGCCAGAGAGCUCUACAGCCUUCUCAGCUCGCCUCACAUACAGGCCCUCCUGUCCUCCCACGACAGUGUAGCGCAGGCAGACUACGGACCUCUCUUACCCCCCCUGCCUGACGAGUUACCUGAGGACGAGGAGGCCAUGAGGAUCGUUUGCCUAGUGAAGAACAACCAGCCGCUGGGGGCGACUAUCAGGAGGGAUGAGGAGACGGGAGAGAUCUACAUCGCCAGGGUGAUUCAUGGAGGACUGGCCGACCGAAGUGGCCUCCUCCAUCCUGGUGAUAUGUUAGUGGAGGUGAACGGUAACCCUGUGGUGGGUCUGGAGCCAGAACAGGUCAUCCAGAUACUGAUCAACUCUCAGGGAACCAUCCUGUUUAAAGUGAUUCCUAAUGCAGCUCAGAGCAGCAGCAGCCAGAGGCCGGUGUACAUGAAGGCGAUGGUGGACUACUGCCCCCUGCAGGACUCCUCCAUCCCCUGUCCCGACGCAGGAAUGCCGUUCAGCAGAGGAGACCUGCUGGAGGUGGUCGACCAGUCGGACGGACAGUGGUGGCAGGCCAGGAAGCUGCCCUGUGCUGUGUCCUGCGCCGGUCUGAUUCCCUCUGCCAGCAUGUUGAAGAGUAAACAGAGGGAGCAGUGGUGGUGUCAGCCGUUACAGGUGCAUACCUGCAUCAGACCAUUGACCCUGGCUGAUGACGAGGACGAUCUACCACAUCCUGAUGACAAACGCAUCCUAACAGAUGAGGCCAACUCUGAUGUUACUGAUGGGAUCUACCUGGCUGGUUUCCGUCGGAGUUUCCGUCUCUGGAGGAGGACGUCCUUCAGGAGGAGAAGACAGUCCUGCACCUCCUGCUCACCGAGCAGCAGUGCUCUGUCCACCCCCUACGAGGAGGUGGCUUUGUACCAGCGCUCCCCGCAGGAAAACCACCGCCUCAUCAUCCUUGUCGGGGCUUCAGGAGUUGGAGUUACUGAACUGAGGAAGAGACUCAUCAAACUGAACCCUUCGACCUUCCAGGGACCCGUACCUCACACCACUCGUCCAAUCAGUGCAGGGGAGCAGACAGGAAGAGAGUACCACUUUGUCACCAAAGAGCUGUUUGAGUACAUGGUCUGUAACCACAGGUUUGUGGAGUACGGCGAGUAUAAAGGACACCUGUACGGGACCAGCAUCGACGCCAUUGACGACGUGCUGAGACGAGGACGGAUGUGCAUCAUCGAUGUCGAGCCGCACAGUAUCCCACCACUGCGCACGAGAAAACUGAAGCCUUACGUGAUUUUCAUCAAGGCCCCCGGCCCAGAGAGACUGAGACAGAGUCGGAGAGACGCCGGGCUCAUCACACACUACAGCGUCAACAGAGCUUUCACAGAGGACGACUUCGUGGAGCUGGAGGAGGUGUCCUGGCUGAUGGAGGGAAAGUACAGACAGUUUUUCGACUGUGUGCUGGUGAACGACGACCUGCAGGACGCCUGCAUCCAGCUGUGCUCCAUCAUCCAGCAGGCUCAGGAGGAACCGCAGUGGAUCCCUGUCAGCUGGACCCGAGCAGAGGAGUAGAGAGGGGGAGGAGCACAAAACAGAGAGGGAAGGAUCUGAAAGUAGGUGAGGAGGAGAGAAACAAGG
Seriola dumerili (greater amberjack) is the source of this 1881-nucleotide messenger RNA. RefSeq names its product MAGUK p55 subfamily member 4-like. The transcript has 19 exons. The record is from RefSeq and is a predicted model, not a curated record. Gene Ontology annotation, cellular component: adherens junction; plasma membrane. Gene Ontology annotation, molecular function: protein binding. NCBI's taxonomy places the organism in Eukaryota, Metazoa, Chordata, Actinopteri, Carangiformes, Carangidae. The coding region runs from base 1 to 1815 and encodes 604 amino acids.